Molecule: messenger RNA, 779 nt
Organism: Daldinia caldariorum
Lineage: Eukaryota; Fungi; Ascomycota; Sordariomycetes; Xylariales; Hypoxylaceae
Exons: 4
Coding region: 80-466 (128 amino acids)
Source: RefSeq, a predicted model, not a curated record
UCUAACUUUUUUUUUCUUCCCGUUUACACAAUCGUGAAAGCAAAGAAGCCCGGCCCAGCAAUUAUACUAAGGGUUCAAGAUGAACACAGUCAAAUCAUUCUGGGCGGGAUGGGGUUCCCUUUGCCUUGCUGGCGCGGGAGCGUACUACUUUGCGAAGAAGAGCAUCAAUGCCGAUAGGGCUGCGCGCCUCGAGGAAACCCGCCGAAAGAAGCAGAUGAUAGACUCUCUCGAGUACUCUGAGAAUAUCUCCAAGAAGCCAGUCUCCUCGUCCACAAUGGGCGGUACUACGAACGGAAAUGGCACGCCAGCCAGAACUGAUGCAGUUGGGUCGCCGAGCCAAGAAGCAAGCCGUGAUCCAGCACCAACUCGGCAUGCUCCAGCUACAGAAAAGCAACAAGUAAUAGAAAAGAGCAAGUACGAGAGUAGCACGCCGUAUACGAGUCCUAAAGGCGAUCGAUUCUCUUAGGUGUGAAUGGGAGACUAAAGCUGGGUAUACCCUAUGAUGAACAUUAUGAAAACAAGGCAUGUACACAAUACUAUUUUAUUUAGAAGAGACGGGUGAAAAACAACUCCAUUUCAAAAGAUGGGCAUGAUAGCAAUGGUAUCUUGAUAUUGAUAUGACUUAUUUGUUGGUUGGGCAAUUCGGUAGUUUGGAAGCUUGAAAACUUCAGACACCUUUGAUGUACGCCAUGGGUCUCUUUUCUCCGAAUUCCCUCACGUCUGAUUAGAUUCGAGGUUGGAUUCGUACAAACGAGGUUAAACUUUACGGCUAUCCGAGU